AUUCAACUCUUAGUGGUGAUUCCCUUCAACAUUCUUCGCAAUCCGUACAACAGCCACAAACUGUUUCAUCAUUCACUACCCAUCAUUCAGCACAUGACAUAGCGACUGAUGAAUUCCCAUCAGCUAUCAGCCUUGAAGAUCUUGAUAAGCUAAGAAGAGAAGUGAAAAACGACUUAGAAAGCAUGCAGGUAAGACAACAUCGAACAUGGCAAGAACGACAAACAUUUGGUGCAUGGGGACAGCAUGCUAGAAGAAGAAUUUUUACAGAAUAUGUAUCAAGACAGCCACUAUUUCAUUCAAAAUGUGACCAGUGUCAUGGUGAUUUGAACUUCUACGCUGUGAGAUGUAUGACCUGCAAAAGACACCUUUGCCAUCAAUGUGAUGCAAACACACACUCCAGCAUGCCAUUUCAUCGAAGACUAUUGUGUUCUUGCGAAACCCUGGAAACAUUACAGCCCCAUCAUUUUAUCGAUGAAGAAGGAAACAUUAUAACAAAAGAUGUUUGUUUACCAUGCUUUGUGCCUCUUAAAUGCUGUGAUGUAAACUGCCUUGGAUCGAUGUCGCUUACACCCAAUCUCACAGAAUCAAUCGUGGUUGUCACUGAGCAAGGUCGGUUUCUGUUAAAGGGAACUAAUUUUGUUUGUGAUAGUUGCCAUACUGUUAGGAAAGCCACUAUCGACGACUAUAUAUUUUCUGGUUUUUUCCCUGCAAGUUUAUCAGAGAAAGUUACAUAUCUUUUUUCAGAUGAGGCACUUCUAUUAGGGUAUCACAUUUCCCACAAGUGUCCAGGUUCUUCAAAGAACAUGUACGCUCGCACUCUUGAAGACGUAUCUUCCUAA
Messenger RNA from Daphnia magna, 839 nucleotides. RefSeq lists its product as uncharacterized. The record is from RefSeq and is a predicted model, not a curated record. Bases 183 to 839 code for a protein of 218 amino acids. NCBI's taxonomy places the organism in Eukaryota, Metazoa, Arthropoda, Branchiopoda, Diplostraca, Daphniidae. The transcript has 4 exons.